AUGACUCAGGGAUGUUGUCAUGAUAUUUUCUUUCGUGCCGGCUGUCACUCGUGUGGACUCAACAUACUGUCCAUGGACUUGGCAUCAUCAAGUACACCUAGGAUCCUGGAAUACGCGAUGUGGCUCCGUGACGCAUCACCUACAGCACCGAUAUUUGGCCCCACCUCGCAGCCUAAUUUUCUGUCUGGGAUCGUCGACAAAGAUAUGCUCCUUCACUCUUCUACGUAA
Messenger RNA from Sparassis crispa, 228 nucleotides. RefSeq lists its product as hypothetical. Lineage: Eukaryota; Fungi; Basidiomycota; Agaricomycetes; Polyporales; Sparassidaceae. Bases 1 to 228 code for a protein of 75 amino acids. The transcript is spliced from 3 exons. The record is from RefSeq and is a predicted model, not a curated record.